Molecule: messenger RNA, 1854 nt
Organism: Coregonus clupeaformis (lake whitefish)
Lineage: Eukaryota; Metazoa; Chordata; Actinopteri; Salmoniformes; Salmonidae
Product: basic proline-rich protein-like
Exons: 3
Coding region: 1-1854 (617 amino acids)
Source: RefSeq, a predicted model, not a curated record
AUGGCGCUUUUAUUACCAACCCGACUCGUCCCAACCCGACCCAUCCCAACCCGACCCGACCCGACCCGUCCCAACCCGACCCGUCCCAGCCCAACCCGACCCGUCCCAACCCGACCCGACCCAACCCAUCCCAACCCGACCCGUCCCAACCCGACCCGACCCGUCCCAACCCGACCCGUCCCAACCCAACCCGACCCGUCCCAACCCAACCCGACCCGUCCCAACCCGACCCGACCCGUCCCAACCCAACCCGUCCCAACCCGACCCGACACGUCCCAACCCAACCCGUCCCAACCCGACCCGUCCCAACCCAACCCGUCCCAACCCGACCCGUCCCGACCCAACCCGUCCCAACCCGACCGACCCAACCCGUCCCAACCAGACCCGACCCGUCCCAACCCGGCCCGUCCCAACCCGUCCCGUUCCGUCCCAACCGUCCCAACCCGGCCCAUCCCGACCCGUCCCGACCCGUCACAAUCCGACCCGACCUGUCCCGACCCGUCCCGACCCGACCCGUCCCAACCCAACCCGUCCCAACCCGACCCGUCCCAACCCGACCCGUCCCAACCCGACCUGACACGUCCCAACCCAACCCGUCCCAACCCGACCCGUCCCGACCCGUCCCAACCCGACCCGUCCCGACCCAACCUGUCCCAACCCGACCGACCCAACCCGUCCCAAUCCGACCCGACCCGUCCCAACCCGUCCCAACCCAAUCCGUCCCAACCCGACCCGUCCCGACCCAACCUGUCCCAACCCGACCGACCCAACCCGUCCCAACCCGACCCGACCCGUCCCAACCCGACCCGUCCCAACCCGUCCCGUCCCGUCCCAACCGUCCCAACCCGGCCCAUCCCGACCCGUCCCCGACCCGUCACAAUCCGACCCGACCCGUCCCGACCCGUCCCGACCCAACCCGUCCCAACCCGACCCGUCCCAACCCGACCCGUCCCAACCCGACCCGACACGUCCCAACCCAACCCGUCCCAACCCGACACGUCCCAACCCAACCCGUCCCAACCCGACCCGUCCCAACCCGUCCCAACCCGACCCGUCCCAACCCGUCCCAACCCGACCCGUCCCAACCCAACCCGUCCCAACCCAACCCGUCCCAACCCGACCCGUCCCGACCCAACCUGUCCCAACUUGACCGACCCAACCCGUCCCAACCCGACCCGACCCGUCCCAACCCGACCCGUCCCUAACCCGACCCGUCCCGUCCCAACCGUCCCAACCCGGCCCAUCCCAACCGUCCCAACCCGGCCCAUCCCGACCCGUCCCGACCGCCCCCUAAGGCCCGCCCAUAACCCAGGCCCCCUAAGGCCCGCCCAUAACCCAGGCCCCCUAAGGCCCGCCCAUAACCCAGACCCCCUAAGGCCCGCCCAUAAUCCAGGCACCCUAAGGCCCGCCCAUAACCCAGGCCCCCUAAGGCCUGCCCAUAACCCAGGCCACCUAAGGCCCGCCCAUAACCCAGGCCCCCUAAGGCCCGCCCAUAACCCAGGCCCCCUAAGGCCUGCCCAUAACCCAGGCCCCCUAAGGCCCGCCCAUAACCCAGACCACCUAAGGACCGCCCAUAACCCAGGCCCCCUAAGGCCCGCCCAUAACCCAGGCCCCCUAUGGCCCGCCCAUAACCCAGGCCCCCUAAGGCCCGCCCAUAACCCAGGCCCCCUAAGGCCCGCCCAUAACCCAGGCCCCCUAAGGCCCGCCCAUAACCCAGGCCACCUAAGGCCCGCCCAUAACGCCUGCCUUGCACACAGUCCUCCGGGAGGGGAGCGAGAGAGAUGGGAGAAUUACAGGGAGCAUACCAAAGAUCACACAGGACACCAGAUGAGACAGGAGAAUUACCCCAGAUAG